GGUGGAGACGGCAGUGCCGACGUCUGCCGGCGAGGAGAGUACGCUGACUGCCGAGAGCGGCGAGACGGGCGAGCGGGGGCGACAGCGAAAUGGACGUCCGCAAGGAGGGGGACAGCCUGCGCUGCAGCGUGCCGCUCGAGAAGGUGCCGCAGUUCGACGCGGCUGCAGUGGUGCAGGCAGCAGAUGCAGACAAGUCGGAGCUGAAAAAGUUCCAGUUCCGCAUGGAGCCAACGCACCGCACACCGAAGGGAUUCCUGUGCGAGGUGUGUUCGACGGUGUACAAGCGCUCGUUCAGCCUGAAGCGCCACUACCUGCGCUGCCACGUCAGCGUCUGCUACCUGUCGGAGCGCGACGUCGCCAACUGCGGCAUCGCCAACCCUUCCAAGGCCGGGGCGCCGCUCUCCUACGCCAAGGCCCCGGGCAAUGUGGAGUGCCCCGGGAUGUACCGCUGCCACACGUGUGGCGACUGGUUCGACGACAGACUGACUGGCUUGCGGCCGCACCUGCUCGACCACCCACAGCCGACUGCUGCACCACCGACAGAUGCAGGGAAGGGAACGAACUCCAAGCCAGAUACGAACGGAGCGCGCACAGGUGCGGAAGUGCAGGGAGACCUGUCGAGUGCUGCGACAAUCCCCAGUGGUGCGGACGUCGCGGUUCAACCCAAAGUGGAGAUCGUACCCAGAUUUCUGUGUCUCUAUUGUGAUAAGAGGUUCGUAACGGGGCCGCUGUGCCGGCGCCACCAGAGGAGGGUGCACAUCGCCCGUGAGAAUGCCGUCCGUCAGAAGCUGUCGGCGGCAGCUACGCCCGCCGCGUCCGAAGCGAACGCGAGUAAAGGAGCUGUCGCGAGUAAAGGUGCCGCUGCGGGUAAAGAACCCGUCGCGGGGAAGGAGGUCGCGAUAAGUAAAGAAGUUCCCGCAAGUAAAGAAGCCGCCGCGGGCGAGACAAAACCUGGGGCCGUGGCGGAGGCGCCGGACGCGACUGCCGCCCCGGUCGCGAAGAAGGAGGCCCGGCCCCGGCAGCCACGGCCCCACCAAUGCCCGUACUGCGCCGGGGGCGGCACCGUCUUCAAGGAGCUGGCGGCGCUGGUGAGGCACUACCGGAGGCGGCACGCGGACCGCUACCACGUGUGCGCACCCUGCGCCACGCGCUUCCCGACGCGAGACGAGUUGGAGGCACACGGCGUCGAGAAGCACGGCAGGAGGCCGCGCUCGUUCCGAGCGGAGGCCAGGGCUGCUGCCAAGGUCCCGAGGAUCCCGCCGGCGGUGCCCGCCAACACGUGCGCCGCCUGUGCCAAGACGUUCUCCACAGCGCCGAACCUGACGCGCCAUGUGCGGGUGGCGCACCCGGGCGCGGAGCUGCCGCGGCCCGGCGGGGAGGGCGCGGCGCCGCCGCAGUCGAGCUCUCCGGGGGGCGGCGGCGCGGCGACGGCGCGCCUGUCGUCCGCCGGCGGCAGCUCGGCCACGAGCCGCAGCCAGAGCCCUGUUGCCACGGCCGUGUCCUCGAGUGCCGGGGACUCUGACUACCAGACGGCAGGUUCCUCGUCGUCGGUGCCGGGCGCCUCCUGCCAGAAGCAGAAGAAGAUCAAGAAGCUUCCCGUCUCCGUCUUCACCACUACCACCAGGUACGGCAGUGGAAGGUCGAUGACGGAACAGUCUUCGGCACGAGCUGUCGAGGUGGAACUGGCGUUCUUCAGCAGAGUGUCGGACAACAUCCGCUACAACCUGCUGCACCACCUGGACGGCAAGCUGGAAUGCUCGGCUGCUGACAGAGACGUCAAGUGUGUAAAGACGGCUGCCGACGAACGUCGGGAAUCCACUGCGGAUGUGGGCUCUGCCGGUGGCGAAGGGUGUCCGGAGUCUGCAAACUCGGGUGCAAAUGCGGGAAAGAUCGACACUGCCGUGCUGGCGCUACCCACCGUUCGGAAAGCGCCGACCUCUUUCUACCUGUCUCGGCUGGACAUCUCGACACAGCUAGCGAUGGGGCGCAGCAUGGAGAGGCCGCCCGCACCGUCGCCGCCGCGAUCACCUUCUCCGGACGACGUGCCACUCGCGGGUCGGCUCGCACGGAGCUGUGCGGCACGCGACCGCAUCGCGACCGAUGUUGACUUCCACGCGGGGCUCAAUCUCGUGCGGAAUGCUGCGGGGUGCAGUCUCUCUGUGGAACCCUCGGCCACUCGUACGGUAAACGAAGACACUGCUCCUGUGGGUGAGAGAGCUGCCCACCCACUGUCCACAUCCGCCCCUCCGACACCUACCGAAAAGGCGUGUGGGGGCGGCGACAUGCGGGUUCUGCGGCGGAGCGUCUCGGAGCGGGUGGUGGCAGAGGAGACGGCAGCUUCCACGCUGUCGCCAGAGGACGGGCGUGGGCUGGUGCUGAGUGGGGAAUGGGUGCGGCCCCGCAGUUACGUAUGCAUCGCCUGCUCGCGCACCUUCCCAGACCUCUGCGAGCUCGAGGAACACCACGUUGCAGCACACCCAAAUGUCAUCUGCACCCACUUCGAGCUGGAGGGGCAGAGUGAAAUGGCAGACGGACCGUCAUCGGCAGGGCUGACCGCGUACGACCUGUGCAGACGCCACCUCGGUGCACACUGCGCGUACGACCUGAGGGUCAGCGGUGCAGGGCUCGACAAGCCGGAAGAGGGAGUGAGGACGAGAGCCGAUGUCCACAAGGAGGCAGCAGAGAAGAAGGGAACUAGUGCGGGCACACCGCCGGAGCCGCGCUGCACAAAGUGCGGCCGCACGAGCUUCUUUGCACAUCCGGAGUUCCACAGGCACAUCUUGGAGUGUGGUGGGGACACCAUGUGGCUCUCGAGUCCGGGUGGGACGGGAGCCAAUGGUGGAGGUAACGGUGGGCGGAGACGACGCAAGUGGCGCACGUUCGGCAGCAGGAGGCGUCGUGGCGGAGGCGGGGCCGGCCGUGGUGGGUACCGGCGGAGCGCGCCUGCGACUCCCACACAGUCGGGGGCGGGCGUGGGCCACCGCGGGAGCUCGCACUCUGGUAGCGGACGGCACUUCUUGAGCGGACACCACCAUCGCAACCGACACAACCGACACCUACAACACCAGCACCACCGACACCUGCACCGCAAGGCUGGCGAUGGCGAUACGAUUCGUCGCAUGCUCGCCAACCUCCCUGCGAAGAGAUCCACUCGGAGGAUGAUACAGUUUGAUGACAUCAGGACGAGGACCCGUACCAACAUUUUGAUGCAAGCUCACCUGAACCGCUACAAGCACCUGAACCGCCGCAUCGUGACCAACGCGUCGUGCUCGUACGGUCUGCGGGUCGGCAUCCAGACUCCGCCGUCGGUACCGUUGCCAUCGCCGCCGCCGCCGCAGCCCGCCACGAAAGAAGAGCGGCGGCGACCUGCGAACGUGACGAGAGGGCAGCAGCCUCCGGCGUCUGCCCCGUGGGAGGCGGCUCGGUCCGGGUCGCCCCUCGCGAGGAGUACGACGCCUGCCGGGCGGCGCAGCCGCAGCCUGCUACUGCAGGACGUCGGAGCACCCGACGUCCACCGCCGUAGGAGCUCACUGCCACCUCCCGAGCGUCCGGAGACACCGAGCAGGAACACACGACAGGCACUGCAGAAAGCUAGCUCCGAGAAGGUACCACUACCGCUGUUGGACUCCAACCAGCAGGGGCCGACCACCAGGAACAGGAGUUUCCCGGGACCGCCACCUCUCCCUCCUCCGGCCAUCCCAGAACUGUUAACACCACAAACUGGCACGUCACGUCCACAGACUCCGAGGCCGAAGACGCCCAUUUCGAAUGCCCAGCUCGUCACCACCAGGGCGCAGACGCCGAGGCCGGCGAGUCCCGUACAACUGCCAAAAUUGAGGACGCCCGUCAAGAUGUCGGCGCCGAAGUCCACACCUGCCGAUUCGGAAGUUCCGCGGACGCAGUCGCCGAGCCCUCGGCGUGGGAACCGUCCGAAGUCGGCCCCGGUGCCGGACCCGCGCCCACAGAAAUCGACCGCCGGCUUGCCACACGUCCCGGUGCUGAGAUCCCGCGCGUCACGUCUCUCGCUCGAUUUGGGCCGACGAGAUGCUGCCACACACUCUGUUGGGACACCACCUUCUUCCCCUGCGAAGGUGAAAAAAUCGGUGCCUCCAAAAGGCAGACUGGCUCCGGAGUCGGAGAGUGAGGAGGAGAAUGAAAUGAAGCUGCACCAGACACGGAGCAGGGCAAAACAGCAGACUGGAGUACCCGAAUGCGGUUCGCACAGUACUGACAUCCUGCAAGCUGGAAAUGCGGUGCCCGCAACUAAGGGUACUGAGCCGAUGAUCAGAGGAAGUGUUGUUGAGACUGUAGAUCCAGAAAUCCAUAAGACUGACAAAAAGACUGAAUACGCAGCUUCUGACAGAGAUACCGAGCCGCUCGUGCAGGCAUCGAAGCAAAAGGUGCAGAAAGGGAAAUCAAAUAAGAAAGGACACAGUGAAUCGAAUGAUGUGCCACCUGUAAGUAGCGUGGUUGCACCUGUUGUUGUGAAGAGUGAAGAUGGAAAACCAACUAAGGGGAGCAGGAACAAAAGUAGUGGCAGAGCAUCUGACAAUGUGACCGUCAUAAAUAAGAAAGGCCACGGUGAACCGAACGAUGGCCUGCCUGCAAUUAGUGUGGUUGCACCUGACGUGAAGAGUGAAGAUGUGAAAUCCACUAAGGGGAACAGGAGCAGAAGUAGUGGCAGAGCACCUGACAAUGUGACUCUCACUCCUGAGGAAGGAGGAGCUGAUGUGAAGACUGUUCCCAAAAUGGAAUCUUCGCCAAACAGGAAGAAGAGUAGGACUCUGUCCAAAGGCAAAGUAACUUCAACGACAGUCUCCACUAGCAAUAGUAGCAGAAUGAGUUCAGCUCCAGAAGGGUCAGAGUGUGACAGCGGCAAUGUUAAAACUCGGCAAGGUGUGGAACUCGAGGCUUUGCAGUGCAUUAAAACUGAACCUGUGGACGAUGUGACAGUUGAAGAUCUCACCCGGCUCGUUACUGCCGAGAAGCAGUCGCCCGUCAGGAAAGUUUCGAAGUCGAAGAAGCCUCUAGGGGAAACUAAAGUGGUGAAAUCUCUUGCAGAAUCUGUGUCGGAUGUCGAAGUGAGCUCACGCGUAAUCGCUCCUGCGACUAAACACGGUGGAAGCAGUCGGAAGAAGGAGUCCUCCCGACCGAAGUCACUGGUGUCGAAAAAAGAAAAUGUAAGUGUAUCGGAUACGGAAACUCGUGUGGCUGUUGUUGUCAAAUGUGUGAAGAAUAACUCAAAAUCCAAGAAACCUCAGUUACUCGAGAAGAUAGAGAACGCUAAAGUUGAUAUUCCGGCAGAUGUAGAAAGCUUACCUUCAGAAAAUAUUGUGCUGUCUGUAGAUGAGGAUACAGUGAAUGACGAUGAUGACGACGAUGCCGAUGCCGACGAUGACGAUAGUAGUGAAAGUGAUGACGAUGACUCCGAUAGCGAAGAUGACGACUCUGAGGAAGGGGAGCUUAUCAGUAGAACGAGAUCUGAAAGAAAUCCGGACGGUACGAGAAUGUUCACUGUCACUCACAGGCUUCGUGCAAUGCCUAUUAUUAGAUUCAAACCGAAGAGCAUCAAAAAGGUUUCUAAAAAGAAUGUACAAGAAUCACCUGCAAAUCAGAAAGCCGAAGCUGUUCAGUCCAGUACUCCAACAUGCAAAACUCCCGACACUCCAGCAUCUGGAAAGGCGAGUGGGGCGAAGAAAGUUAAAAGCAAAGUGCAAACACCAUCAGCAGAAGGACCCGGGGUGAGUGAAAUUUCAGGAAAUAGCGACUCGGCAGGCUGUCAAGAGGGCAGUGAACCUGCAGCUUCGGGCGGAGACGCGCCGGCACCUCUGGCAGGUGCAAAAUCUCCUCCCAAAAAGCGUAAGAGCACUCCAAAGACAAAAUCUGCAAAAGAAGAGGAAACAAAAGGUAACACAGUUGGAGAAGCGGAUGUGGACCUUACUCCCACGAAGAAACGGGAGCCAGAAAUAUUGGACGGUGAUGUAGUGCCUGACGAUCUCGCCAGAUAUGAGCCUAUCGUUCUUUCCGAAAGUGAACGUGAACAUCAUCUGGGAGGAAAAGGAGAGGCAGAACAAAAGUUAUCGAAGAUCAGUGACAGGACGAGGCAGAAAAUAGGACGUCUGAGUAAAGGUGACAGUCCAGAAGGCAGUACAGAUUGGAGACUAUCUGUUGACUCGGUAAGUAUUUUGUUACCUGAAAUGGACAGUAACGCCGAUUUGAAAGUUUUGGAAAGUAAAAACCAAAAACUGCUACUCGAUAGUAGUGUGCCUACGACAUUAGGUGAAGUUUCUGUAACUGCAGAAAGUAGUGUGACAACUCCAAAACUGAAGGGUGUGAAGUUGUCAAAGAAGAAGAAGACAGGGCGACAGAAGAGUCUUCUGGACAGCUCGGUUGUUGCAACUGCAGAGCUCGGCAAUCAAUCAGUUUUGCUGCCGUACCCUCUGGAUAGCGCAGCUGGUGACAGCGAAAGAAAAGAGAAAGAUGAGGUGGUGACUGAUGCCAUUGUUAAAGCCUCCCCAACAGAGUCAGAAGCUCUGAACCAAAAAAAGACUACCUCUGUGACAAAUUCUCCCAUAAAACGGGAUCCAGUAAAAACCACUCUAGAGGGUAUCGACGGUGACGAAAAAUCUACUUUGAUAUUUUGCGACACUGUUCAGAAAGCACUGACAGCCGAGGUGAAAAUUGUGCAACGGAAGAGGACUUCAUCUCUUACAGACCUCACUGCAGAAAUUGAUACACCAUUAUCUGCUACAGGUGGUGUCGUGGAGUGUAACGUAACUGAAACUGGCCAUAAAGAAAUUUCUGAGAACAACAGAAAGAAGCAGCAGAACAAGACCAAAACAAAACAGAAACGGAGUGCAUCUGCUGCUGCUGUUGUCGAGAAACUGGAACCUCGCACAUCCACCUCUGUCAGUGUGGAGCGAGUUGUCACAGUGGCAGACGUGACGGAUUUGAUUGCUGACGGUAGUGGUAAGUCCCCGAGCAAGUCAAAAUUGAAACGCAGGAGAACUGCCUCUGCCUCAAAAGCCUCGGAAUCACAAACUGCACUGACAGACGAUAUGGUGAAAGUGGUAGACAGUUCAAUCGGUGCAAUAGCUAAAAGCGUGCCAGAUACCUUCAAGACUUCCAAACAGAAGAAAACCUCUUCCACUGAAAAUUUGACUGAGAGAUCUGACACUGGUGCACCUGUUGUCAGUGAUUUGCUAGAACAAAAUUCACAGGUUUUCCCAGAAAGUCCAGCUGUUGAUUUCAGUGAGAAAAUAGUCCCGAGUAAGCCAAAAACUUCUAAACGGAAAAGGAACUAUUCCGUUACAAUGCCUGUCCCAACAUCACAAUUAGUGGCGGAUGCUAUCGACAGUGAGGUAAUACAUUCCGUGAAGGAAGAUACGACAGAACAUUCCACAAAUGAAAGGACACCGAAUGGAAUUGACUCUGUUAAGGAAGAUGUGGGGACACUGCCAGAAAAUUCUGGGCACAAAUCUGCCUCCGUUAAGAUAUCUGCAACAUCUGACUCAAUGCUAUCUCUUACGGACAGUGGAAAGGAAAACAGAGAUGUGACAGGAGAAGCUAUAAAUAUUGCUGCAAAAUCGAUGCCGAGUACUUCUAAAAAAAGGAGAAAUGCAUCCAGUGCUAGAAAGACCAGGAGAUCUACUUCUGUAGAGGUGCCCGUACCAGAGUGUGGGGCCACAGUGGCUGAUGCUGCAAUGUGUGCCGAUACUGAAAAUGAGGAACUUCUCGAACCUCGGACACGGUCAUUAGAAGUCAGUUUCUCCGAUAGUGAGAGUGGCGUGAAAGAGCACGGGAAGUUGGAGGUGAGCACUCUAAGCACAGUGAUCCCUAAUGGGAGCCCAGUUUCUGCAGACGAGGUGCACUCCGAGAAGGGCCUCAUCUUGGCCGCCAUGAAGGUUGCAAUGAUGGGUGCAGAGGUUCGACCAUCUGCGACAGUUGACGAUAGUGAGAAUGUGCACGGGAGUUCGGGUGGCGGGAAAACUGUACGAACCGGCACCGGCCAGGGUACAACUCGGUCUGAGGCUGAUGGGAGGAACCUCUGUGACGAUAGACGGAAGGUCUGCCGGCAGUGCGGUCGUGACUUCACGUCGAAUUCCUCUUUCUGGAAACACAUCCAACGGCACUGCACGAGCCCGUGCCGGGUGACUCUGGCACCCGUCUUGUGUUCUGACGUAGGAGGGCCCCUACAGGUCGUGAGUGGCCCUACUGGCAGAGUAAACGACGUAAGCAAUUCGGCGGAUGAAGUCCGACUCGCCGUCGGAGACUCUGACGCUGGGAUUUGCACCGUAGUUGCCGACAUUGCGAAAGACGGCGAAAGUGCGGCAGAAGUAAAAAAUACGGAAGACGGAAAGGUUAGCAGUUCCGGUGACUGUGGUCUAGACGGAGAGGAUGCCAAUAUUUUUGUGCCGGAAAGCGUCGAAGUAUCAAAGGCAAGUUCUACGGGUAUAACGACAGAAGGGGAACAGGUUCAGAGUACGCACGUGAAGGAAGUAAACGACGAGGCCCCAGAAACCUACGAGGUUAGCGCCGAGCGUCCAGAUAGCAGAGUUUCGGAAGAUGCCGACGAGAUGCCUCUCGCCCGACUCCUCACCGGUGAACGCGCAGUGUCUCCUGAAGUGUGUAAUUUACAAGAAAAUGAAAGAAAAUCAGAUUACCAGCCGUGCAGUGUGACAUCGGAGGAUGCGGAGAAGGCACUGAGUGUAGCUUACAGAGUGGAAGCUGGAGGUAGAAUUUGCUUGACAAUUUCUUCCAGUGCAGUUACCGGUAAAAUGUUGGGCGACACAGUUAGCUCUGUUGCCACGGAUGUGAGGGUGGACGUUUCACAGGGAGUGGCCUCUGACGAGUCACUGUCGUCCUCAGAAGAUAAGGACAGUGGCACCAAAGAGCUAGGCUCGACAGAAGAAAGUGAAACGGUAGAAGAGAGUAGUGAACGGGAUUUGUCCGAUACGUCAAAGUCGGACGGUGUCGGUGACUUCAAUGAAGCGAUAACACCAGCAGAAAUUGGCGAAGAGGAUUUGCCCGGGAGACCAAAGGUGGACAGUGUCGGUGAUUCCGACGGAGUGGUAACACGCAAAGACGAUUUGCCCGGUAGUUCGAAGGGAGAUAGUAUCGGUGUCAGUGACAGUGUGGUAACACAGUCAGUUUCAUCUGCAACGAUUGUAGUAGCUUCGGAGGGUGACAGUUGGAGAAGUUUGGCAGAUGUGACGGAGGCAGCUCCGGGUCUGACUGAACGUAAAGAGGUGGAGGCUGCAGACGGCUCAGUGGAAAAGGCAGCAGAUGAAGAACCACCACCAGACGGAAACGUCAGUUCUGACUGUCUUAAGAAUGCCGACAGGGACGGCAGCAAUCUCGAUCCCGUCAUCGAACCGCCAGAACAGACAGCAGUGGCCUCACCUAAAAGGAAAAACAAAAAACAGGAGCGUCAGCAUUGGGCUGCGGCGAGUAUCUCUCUGCAGACAAAUUCCGAUGCACCGGCCGUCACUGCAGAUCCUGAACCAUUAAAAAAUUCGAGCAAGAAAAUUGUGAAUGCCAGGAAGGCAGAACAUGCCAGACUGGCUAGUCAGGGCUGGGAGGGGUCGGGUUCGGGCACCUCUGAGGGGGAAGAAGAUGUGCCUCUGUCCUCACUGCUCAGGACUGUAAAGGAGUCUCGGAAGGUCGAUUACGAAGAGCCGACUGAGGUGCGUCAAGAAAACGUGGAAGGCCAGCUGAAUGUCAGUACGGUGGUCAGCUGCACUCCCGAUGUCACUCGAGGGAGGUUGCCGCGUUCAGGGGAGGAGUGUGCCGCAGCUGCUGAGGAGGCGUGUCACACUUCCAGCCUGACCAAAGUGGAAAUGCCUACGUUUGAAAAGUGUGCCACAGAAUCUGGGGGAAUAACAGUGGACUCGGCAGGAGACCACGAGGAGGUUGCAACUGUCUGUAGUGUCGAGAAAAGCUCGAAAGAAGUUGCGGACUUUGUAUCCACUGACGUCAUUCGGGAGUUUCAAAUACCCUCAGAGGCUAAAGAAGUGCGAUACACAUCUUCAGAAUACUUGUCGAGCAAAAGGAAGAGGGCUUCUGAAGAGGAUAAGGACGAUUGUUUGAUCACUGGUACUGUUGCUGCUGCUAUUUGUACUAAAGGGGGAGUCGAAGCCAACUCAGUUGCAGAUAUCCAACCCUUUAAGGUGGCAAAAAAAGAUGUGCCGAUCGAUAGUACAUGUCCGGAGGACGAGAAUGCAGAGUUGUCAAUAUUAGUGAAUGAGAAUGCUCGACUCGGAUUGGCAGGAAAUGGGGGGCGACCUGCGUCUUACGACAGUUCGAGCGAGUUCGAAGAGGGGACCGGUAUCGAGAUGUCUGCUGUAGUUCGUCUGUCGGACGAAGUGACAUCAAGACGUGUGGACACACCUGAGGCCGGUGCAGAGUAUGCGAAUGUGCCAGAAGUAACUGCCGAACUGGUCCGUACUAGUCUCGCACAGGCAACCGCAGAGCAAAACUCUGGCGAAGUUGCAGUUUUGUCACACGGCAGCUUCGAAUGUGUGGAGCCGGCAGACACCCUUCAAAUUUCGGACGAUCAGAGUGUUGUCGAUCUUACUCCUGAGGAAAUUCAGAAUUUACUGCCUCCCUUGCACACCAGUCCUAAAAUGGACUCUGACAAGUUUGGGAACACGCCUCUAGAUACUGAAGAUUUGACUGCUUGCUUUAACGCCCCGUCAGAAACUCUGCCCGACCCGGAAUUUCUUUUUUCGGACUUACCGGUGCCCGUACAUUCGUCGAACACGUGUGACCGUAGUGUGCGGCCGGAGGUGAAUGUAGAUGGAGUGCCAACUGUGGAUGGACCCGAAGCGGCGGCACGGCUGCCAAUUACAGACAGACUGGAGCCAGAUUUCUCGAUCAGUAUUCCCGAGUGCGGAGACACGACAGUGGGCAGUGGAGAGGAAAAUGCGGAGGACAUUUUAAUAGGUGGCUUACUGCCACACGGUGAGGAGGAAGUAUCGGAGGUUAACGUAAACAUAGCUGGAGGUCUGCCUGAGAAGGAAGUCGAGCCACCGGCAAAAGGUGAAGGGCAAUACGGUGACGAAGAGGAGAGGACAUCAGAGAAAAAUGACGAGCAGUUUGUAUACCACUCAGAGUGUGCAGCUGUCGAAAGUACUUCCCACGAGAGUUGUCCUGACGUUUUGGACAGAGGAAGAGAUGAGAUUUAUGAGGAUGAGAAAAGAGGAGAGGAGGAAGGAGAAGCAGUCAAUGAAGUGAUGAGCAGUAGAGGAGAGCAAAUAUCUCAGUUACAAGAACAGUUGCCAGCAGCAGAACAGCUAAAGAACAUUUGUAUAGAUGCUACUCUCAGUGAUUCAGAAGCACUGGUUAAUGUUACAAAACGAGAAAAGAUUCUCACGACGUGCUCUGCAGAGAUGGACAUUUCUGACCCGAGGGACUACCUAGAGGAAGUUUCCCGGACCAAUUCUGACAGUGAUAAAAGUCCCGAUAAAUUGCAGCAGGAAGAGAAAGCUGUAAAGCUGUCUCAACGUCGGAAGCAACGCAAGCGGAGGAACAGUGCUAGGGAGAAACUGUUUGCUACAGCUGACACCAGCGAGGCUCCGAGUGAUGGUGGCAGUACGGACGGAAAUAUGUUUUCAAAAGUAGAAGUCGCUUCUGGACCUGCCAGUUCUCCUGCGGUACAGUGCAGAGUGAUGAGACAGUCUGACGGUAACUCCUGUGGACAUCUGUUCACUGAAAAAUUGGGAGAUACUACCGAUGAAGUGGGAGUCCUCUGUCCUACACAUUCUGAUGAUGUGACAAGAGGUGUACCGGAGAAAGACACAAAAACAUUCUGUGUGGAGGACUUUCCUAUAGGAAAUCCAGAUUGGGGCUACGAGAACAUACUAAUGAAGGAACCUCCAUUUAGUGACCCGGCAGGUGCCUUUGUAGGGAAGCCUGCGGUUGCGAAUCCUUGUGUCGACGUUGUGAAUCGGGAUGUGGCGCCUCUUGCUGUUGGCCACAUUAGUAAGGAGUUUGAUACCUGCAAACUUUUGGUGGGUGUGGAGAUGUUACCUAACAGUGUUAGAGACUAUAGUACAGGGAGUCAUACGGACGAGAAAAAUAGAGAAAAUAAAGAUGACACACAGCUGUCACCGCGACCAGUUGUUGAGGCACUUGACAAACUACUCGGGUCACAGGAGAGUGAUUUGCCAGAGAUUCAGAAAUUAGACACUGAAAGAGAUGACAAAACGAUAACUGCAGUAAGUCCAUUAGCUUCUUUUGACAGUAAGGCUGUUAACUUACGUCCUAAACACACAACUGUUGCUCGAGAGGGAACAGAUGUUAGUUCUGACAACAGAGUGGGUGACGUUGCCGAGAUUUGGACACAAGAUGCUGCCGUGCCGGGAAAAGUGGCAGCCUCGGGGAAAGGUGGAUGUUCGUUCGAAGUCGAGUGCAGCAGUAAAAUUUGGGAGAAUGGAGAUCUGCGGCCCGUUUGUAAGCAGAUGUCAGGGGAAGUCGAAAUCAAUGUCGGUCAUGGGACCACGACACCACCUAGCAGUCCGUACGGUGUAGCGAGUCUGGAGCUCGGAGAGGAGAAUGUUCGGCAUCUGCAGAAUACCGAAGCACCUAAUAUGUUCGAGCAGAGAGGGGAUGACAAUAUAUUGGGAAAGAUUACCGGAGAAGCAUUGCAGACCGAUAGUCACGGAGCUGCAUUGACUGAAUGUGAGACCGUCUUUUGUGAGCAGAGUGAAAGGCAAAACGAGGACGCAGAUUUCAAAUUGAGUGACGAGGCACGGGAGCUACAGGACCGAGAGCAGUCUAUUCUCACAACUGACGACACACUCGGAGCCUUUUCCAAGCUUUACGAGGUGCCAGACGAGAGUAGUGACUUCGCAGCAGACACUCGGUUCGCGAAGGUGACGAAUGAAGUAUCCGAUACGAGUGAGCUCUCGCCGUCGAUAGUACGCUCUGCGACCGGAGAGAUACUUCCGACUGAGGAGUUCGUGAGAAAGGAAUCGGAUCCUGUCACUGACGAGAGGCCACAAAAGGGGAAGCGCAGGAAGAGAAACAGAGAGAGGAGCAGAGUGCUGGCGGCUGCGGAGAGCACAGACAGCACAGUCACAAUAAAGGGAGACGAUUCUUCCUGUAUCUUAGAAAGGGCCAAUUAUUCGGUGACCCCAGAAAUUGAUCUGCCUGUGACGGGAGGCACGUUUGCCACAGAAACAAGUCUGGUGAAAUGUGAAGGUCAGGAAAAUAUAGCUGGUAUGAGCAACCAUCCUGCAGAGUGUGUAGUUGGAAAUACAUGCCUGCAAGAGACAGUGUCAAAAUCUGAGGGGAUCCCAAAGAUACUAGAUGUUAUACCUAAUAUUUCAGUGUGUGGGAAUGUCAGAAGAGUACAGAGUCCUAGCACAGAGCUGGAGGUGCAGAAUUUCUCAAAGCAGACCAAAGAUGGGAAAGGAAGCAAAACCAAACGUGAGUGCAGCAAAGAGGAAUUCAUUUUGCAGCCGACAGUGGAGAUAAAGGGUACAGAAACAGAUGCACUGUCCAUGGAACGUAUAGGAAGAAGUGAGGGUGACAGAGUAAUACCUGCCGAUUGUCAGAAUUCGACCGUAGAAGUUGUCGAUGAAGGGGUACCAUCCACUGUCGGUGAAGAGGAUGCGGCAGGGCGAGUUACUGCUAUAUUGCAGGCGGAAGACAAUGAAAGUAAUGAUACUGUGAAUGAGAGAGAGAAUAAAGAGCCCGAGGGGAGCCAGCAUCUACAGGGUGAGGAAAAGGUGUGUGAGGUCGGAAUAGUACCACCACCGACAGAAUCUGGUCACAGUGGCCUGUGCCACGUCAAGGAUGCCGUAGAGGAGAUGCAAGUUCCAGAAGUGAAGACAGACACAGAGUUUGCUGUAACGAAUCUCAGUUCUACAGUGUCAGAAAUUUUGGACGAUGGUGAAAUCACCCGUUCCAAACUGCAGGAAUCUCAGCAGCCUACUGUCAAAGUGCCUCUGUAUUUCAGUGGCUCAGGGGCAGACAGCAGAAAAUUGGCGGUCGGCAGUGUGGAAGAGAACAUUGCAGUCGAGCCGACGAAUGACCCUACAGUCGAGCUCUCCAAGCUAGACGAAAUGCUCAACAGAAUAGUACUUCCCACAGUGCCGACAAAGGAAGGGCCCACUGAAAUGGAUCAGGCCAGAUGCAGUUUGGACAGUUUGCUCAGAAUUGUUACAGAUGGAGAUUCGCAUACUGACGAAAAGGUCGGAAAACUGGAGCAGGACGAUAUGCCGUCAGAUGCGUGUCCGGCAACGGGAGAGAGUACCGUACUGCGAGGGGACAUCGGAGAAGGACUCACAUCGACACCUGUACUCGGCCACACAGUCGGCUCCGAGGAGGCGGAUGACAGAGUUGCAGUGCGUCCUGCUGAACCUGUCGAAGUCGAACAGAAUCGUACUUGUUUAGGAGACAAUGAUGAAGACGAAAAAACUGCUCUCAGUGGGCUGCUCCUUUCGUUGGCAUCACCUGAGAAAUUCUCAGAAUUUCGUGUCGAUGCUGUGGACAGGAGGCAUCGUCACCGCCACCACCACCGGGAGAAAAAAAGUGGCAAGGAGUCAAAAGAUGACAGGGUAGAAAAUGUGUCGGAGGUAGAGGACUCGGACAGAUUACAAGCAGAGAUAUUACAGAGGUUGACCAGUGCUAGAAACCAUCACAGGAGUGGCAAAAAGAACCACCACAAGCACGACAAAUACAGAACACAACACGAGGCUCGAGAGUGGUCAGUUCCCACAGAGCCGGAUCACUCGGAAAGUCAGUGUACUGCCGAGUCUGAUAAAAGAAAUGACUUCCACAUUCCCAAAAUAAAAUCCUACAGGAGUAAUCACGGACCGAGCACGCCACCUGGGGAACCUUCCUGUGAAGCGUUUAGUCCGGUACAGUCAGAGUUUGAUGCGCCUAGGGCCGGAGGACCACGGGAGGCACUAGGUGACACUAAGGAUGCCGAGACUGAAAACAGUCCAACUGCAUUUGCACUGUCCACCCUCGAAUUGCCGAAUAAGGGAAACAAGAAGACGAUUCCAAUUCCAAGGAAGAAGGACAACCGUAAACACCACUCGGAGUCACCCACAGACGAAGUACUCUCGGAUUCUUGUAGUAAAUAUGAUAUAGUUAAUCCUAGACUGAAAGAACACAGGGCAGACGAGGGGGACACCUUUCUGGAAGAGUAUGUGUACAAAUCGUCCACCAGGAUGCACAGCCUCAGUUCCUUCGGCAGAGGAGAUCUGUUCAACCAGUCGAGGAAAGAAUACCGGAGGGAACACGGGAAGGCCCCGAGAGACGAAGGUACGCCAUUGGCGGCAGAUGUGGGAGCUUCGGUCACUUGCAGCACCAAACAAGAAACUGGAAAAGGCCAGAGAAGAAGUCCCGUACAAAAUUAUCGACAUGAAACUGUCCACCCGUUGCAACUUCUUCUGGAUGCUGCUAGUAGGGCUGACGAAAAUGGCUUUCUCACUUCUUGCGACAGAAUCUCUGGCACAGACCCAAAUUCUCCGAGUUACCUGGACACUAAUUUGGACAAGAGGAAGUGCCAGGAUGGCGAUUUUACUAGUUCGGAGAUCGAUUCGAUUGGCACGAGUGGUAACCUCGGGACUGUAAGAAACCCCGACAGCCCUGUACGUGCCGAUGUAUACUCCACAGAGCAGCAGAAAAAAUCUUACAGUGACGCUCUGGGCUUCCCGUCGAGAGUCAACGGACGGAGAGAUACGCACAAGCAUUCAAAGAAAUCGCACAGAAAAGACAGGCUGAAGGACCACACAUCGAAAGUUGUAGACGGUAUCAGAAAUAAAUUUGACAAAAAAGAGUGUCGCCGUGAGGAAAACAGUGUACGCAUCUCUGCAAAGUACGGCCCGUCGACUGAUAUCGUAAGCACAAUUUCGAGAUCCACAGCUAAUCGUAUUGACGAUAGAGUGGCAGGUGAUGUCGAAGGUUUAAAUCACAAAUUUUCUUCGCGGUAUAAGUUCCGAGACGACGAUUCUGUCAGCCAAACUAAAUUAGAAUUUGACACCACCUUUCCAGGUAGUAUUCCAGCAGAUAAACCCAGAACCCAAGUUGGAAAGAAUUACCAGAAUCUUGAUACGCAGUCAAAGGGUGCAGCUCGAGAAUAUCCGAACGAAGAUAAAGACGUAUCGUCGGUUCCCGACGAGGUACUGAGUCCACCACGGAAACGCCACCGUGACGAAACUCAGACGGUAGUCGGCAAGAAGCACUCCGUAUGCGACAAUAAAUCCGAAUACGUGUCUCGCGAGCGUGUGGAAGUGGCAGAGGCUCAAGGGCCACCUAAAAGAUCCCACCGGGUCGAAAAGAGUUUCAGAGAGCACCACCGGCAUCACAAAAAGCACAAGUGUGCUGCAGAACGAGGUUCCCACAAUCAGAGCCCGACUUCACUGAAAGGUCACAGGAGGGAACACCACAAACACCACCGGCAUCGCCACCGCCAUCACCACCGCCACCACAGGAAAGAGGGAGAGAAGGUCGAGCCGAACAGUGCGGUAGCUAACAGUGCCGAAUCAGAAGACCCGUCAAAUAAAUACGACAGACGGCAGGAAGUAGAUACCACUGUCGAAGAAAUAGGUAGGGUACAAUCCGAAGAGAGAGUGGAACAGAUCGAUGUAGAUGAAGCACCUACGGAAAAGUGUGACCGGCAAGUGACAGUAGACACUAUUUUGUCAGACAGUGGAGUCGUAUCCAUCCCCGUCGAGAUACUAGUCUCGGGUGACGAUGCCGACAGUAGCCUGAGGCGCCACGAAGAAAAACGUGUCCGUGAAGAACUCGAGGACAUGUUGCAGGUUCUGGAAGGUAGUGCCCGUAAAGGAGACCGCCGAGAAACUGCCGAAGCUGUAACUUCGGAGCAGGUCGCGGGAUUUGGCGGAGAGUUCGGAAUAUUUCCCCUCGGAGACUCGGCGGGUCAGCAGGACGUUACGGGAUUGGGAGGACCCGUCGGGAUCGGAGCAGGUCUGACGUUAGCGUCGCCUCCGCCACCGUUGCUACAGCAACAGCUACAGCAGACUUCCAGUGCCGGCGAGCUGACGGAGGACGAGAUCAUAGAAAUCCUCUCUGAAGUGGAAGGGAACAACACGGUAAGGGAGCCGUCACCACUGGUCACUCCGAAGAAAGACUUCCACAGGAAGCAGCUCUCGGAGGUCGAGCAGGUACGGCCGUCAGUCGAGCCGCGAGCUCCGCCAGAGGUCCUGUCGGAUGCCGAAGACGAUCUCCCACUCUCACUGUCCGUGUGCCUCGGCAGCUUACCGCAGACGACUCCCGCUAUGGACGGAGACGUUCCCGUCGCCCGGUUCGGACCAGCCACUCCGUCGGGCCCACCUGUACUACAGCCGUGCACUGUAGACGGACUGAAUGGUGAACAAGUCUUGCCUCUGCUGCCUGCAGAACCGACACCGCCUCGGCCUGACGAUAGAGGAGAAGUCUGCAAUUUAGACGAGAAACUGGGUCCGCCGACACUGGAUUUGAUAGCUGCACCUCAUGCCGAGGAGGUGGUGCCUGUUAAAGAGGGGGAACCUUUCAGUGAAAUACCUGUGUUGUCUCCGGCACCGGCUGUGGCAGAGAAGGAAAUACUGGACAUCGACAGGAAGAAUAAACACGAGAAGAGAUCGAGGCGACACUCGGAAUGUGGUGAAAAGCAGAAGCAUGUCGUGCCACCCAUCUCGAUAAAGAUUACGUUACCGAUUGCCGAUAUUGCCGAUCCCCCCGCCGGUGCAGUUAAAUCGCAGAAGAAAAAGGAACGUAAAAAGCACAAGAAGAAGGAAAACUUGCUUCAAAAUUUUGCUUCGGAUAAUACUACCUCUGUUAGUGAAAUGCCUAAGGUGGUUGCAGAGUCUGGUGAAUUAAUUCAGAAGGUCGAGGUGACAGAAGACACUGUAGAGGAGAUGCCACCCGUACGCCUACCGGAAGUGCUAGACGUGGAGUGUGCCGAUUCUCGAGUUCUCGAUAGUGACGAACGUUUGGAUCGGAGUGGAGAGACUGUGUUUGAUUCGGCUGCAGCAGCAGGGGAAGGAGAAACCGUCGCAGAGACGGCACGUGUCGAACCCCGAUCGGAACCGGAUGCAGAGACAGAUCGCCAGGAGACUACCAAGUCUCCUAAGAAGAAGCAGUCUAAGAGCCCUCAGAAGCGCAGGAAAGACGGACGUGCCUCACAGAACACGGAAGAUGCGGACGAGGCUCUGGCACGCACAAUAUCUGCCCCUAGGCCACGCCGACUGGCGAAAGAGGUCGCUUUGAAGGAAGUGCGCAACCACUUCCUGAUAGACGGACAAUUGGAGGCUCUAAUCGGAGCCAAUGUCGAGGACGAGUUGUCGUUGCUUGCCGUCGACAGUGCACUUUUCGGGGUUACUGACCGACCUGAACCAUCUGGGGACAAGAACAAGCAGGAUAAGACCGGUUCCGGGCAAGGGGAUGCAGAAGCCGACACUCCCGUGAAAGCCGUACGUCCCGCCGUCGCUCCGACAGAAAGUGUCGCAGCCGACGGGCGGAACUCCACGGCUACCCGCACCACGUCUUCUUCGGUCACCGAUCAGCGCGGGAGGAGGAAAGCCAGGGCUGACAUCUCAAAGACGAAUUGUGUUACCGAAGGUGAGGAUGUAAAAAGCAGUAACAGAGAAGUGGUCGACCGAGACGUCAAAUCGGAGAAGGCGACAAGCGAGUUGACAGUGGAUAAGAUAAGUGAGCUGCAAAAGGUGACGGAGGGAGCCGAAGAGCAAUUGCCUGCUACACCUCUGAAGCGAGCCUGCAGUUCUCCCGGAAAGAGCCCCGAACCGAAGAAGAAGGUGAGGAGAGUCAAGGCAAAAUCUGGAGUCGUGCCGAUCACUAAGUUGGAGAUUCUGCCGAGUGCACGAGAUGUAGUGCCUGCUGUGAAAAGUGUCAAAGCAGAAUCGCAGGCAGCAAUUCCGAAUGCAGACAAACUGAAGAUAUCUCUCGGAGACAAAAAGGUUGAGGAUAAUUGUGAGACAGAGCACAAGGUGACACCGGAUUUGACGAACAAACUGUACGUAUCCCCCAAAGAAUGCCCCACGUCCCCGACCCUCCCGAAAGCGCCGCAUACGGACGACAGGAGUUUUCGCUCGUUAACUGUGAGGGAGAAGCGAUCGACUCGCUGCAACCUGUCGUACGAGGAGAUGUACACGUCUUCCGACGUGACGAGCGAGACGGACAAUAGCCAGGAGCUUCCUGCGGAGGCUGGAACCGGCCGUGUGCCGGGUAGCGGCCAGGCAGCGCUGCCGUUCCCGCCGAGAGCGAGCAGUGAUGACAGUGACGAGUCGGGCGAUAGCGAUGGUGACGACAAGCAGAGGAAGCGGAAAGGAUCCAAGAAGAAGGUGACCACACCGGAAGCUGGCACUUCUAAUUCAGGGGUGCCGAAGCGACGGAGCAGUACCGGAUCGUCGAAGUUCUACUGCGCGGCCUGCGACCGGCACUUCACAACGGCUUACAAUUUGGCAAAGCACGCCCGCUCGAACAGGCACGUGGCGCGUGCCAUGGCGCGCCUGCCGAUGGUGGGUGUGGAGCAGAACCCGGGGCCGAGUGGAGGCGGGAAGCUGCAGACUGGGGCUACGUCCCCGCGUUCGGAGGUGGAGGCGGACGAGCGGCCGCAGGUCGCAGCAUCCGGUGUCGGAGUCGGAGGAGGAGUGGCGCAGCUGGCACCGACUGCGGAACGACUGCCCGCGACGGCGGCGAAUGCCACGUCUGCAGAUAGCUCACUCGCAGACGUCGCGGAGGAGUCCGAGGGGGAAAUCCUCCGCAACCAGGAAUCCGGAUGGGAGCGCCGCGUGUCGAUCCAUAUGAGCCUGUGCGAGAUCCUGCGAGCCAAGGGCGACGACGCCGUCAAGGACCCGGCCACGCCCCUCGCAGACUCCGCAACGGCGACAGAAAUCACGACCGCGGGCGCCACCCGCGCGGACAGCGUGGCGAGCUCUGCGGACGACCCGCCGCUCAGCACCAGUGACGAUACCACUGCGUCUUUCAAGGUGCGCGACGCAGAGGCGGUUCCUUCGGACACGGGAUCGGUGUGGCCGUCGCCCGCCACCACGACCGGGACCGGAGGUGGCGAGGACAGCCCGGCACCCCCGGCGGUGCCCCCGGUGCCGCAGCCCCCGCCGGCGGCGACGGCAGCGGACGGCCCUGUGUCGUGGCACCCGCCGGACUGGCCGCAGGCCGUCGCCUGGAGCCAGAGGGGCUACGACUCCCCCGCGACGACAGUGCCGCCACCGUCGGGUCCGUGGCCGGACGCGGACUCCGCUCCGUGGGCGUCGGUCACUCCUCCGCUGCCGCACCAGCCGACAGAGCAGGCGGGCUGCUGGGAGAGGGGAGCGGAGGUGGCGUGGGGCGGAGCUGCCGCCCGGGACGCGUGGGGGCGGCCGCUGCAGCCCGCCUGGGAGCGCGAGAGCGGCACCGGCCUCGACUCCUUCAUGGACUCCUUCAGCCAGUCGCUGCAGAUCCUGGGCAGCCGUAAUGCAGACGACGCGGCGGGUGUUGGCACAGACGCGGGUACUGUGCCCCCGGACGCCUCCACUGUCGCACUGCCGUACCCCGUGGCAGACCCCGCGGGGUUGCGGGAGCUGCAGAAUGCGAUGGGUGCCACGGACGAGGAGAUGGCCAUCCUGCAGCAGCUGGGUGGUGCGGGGCCCAUUUGGGUGCCCAUCAAGGCCGAGGCGUCAGCUUCAGUGUCCGCGCCCGAGGAAGAGGAAGAGGAGGAGGAGGCAGACAUCGUGGACCUGGACCACCAGCGGACCGCCCCGGAGGCGUCGCCCGCAGACGUCACCCGCAGAGGCGGCGACGGUGCGGCCGUGCUGGCGGGGGCGGGCGGCGAGGCACCGACGGGCAUCGAGAAGGCCGUCCCGGACACUUCCGCCCGCCGCGGUGGUGUCGGAGGUGCCACGACCGUGGCACCUGUCGUCGGCUCGGUUAAGAGGCAGUACGGAAUGCGGCCAUCGCGCGGGGCCGGCAGCAGUGUGGAGAACCUGCUGGCGGCGUACGAGGCGAAGGAGAUGGUGUGCCCGUCCUGCCACCGCUUCUUCCUAGGGGUGUCGGCCCUGCAGCAGCACGUGCGCGUGGCACACGACGGCCGCGUCGGCCCGCCCCCGCUCAAGAAGUCGAGGGCGUCAGUAGCAGGGUCUUCGGUCUCGAAGCGUCCCGGUGGGUCCAUCGGCUGGCCGGUGACUUCCGGCACUGGAGUGGCGGGCGCCGGCAGCGGCUCGUCAGAGUCCGGCGCGGCCGCCGCGGCGUCGGCACUGGGCACGUCCGCCGACUCACCGCGCAGGCUGGCCUGCCCACACUGCCGCGAGCUGCUGGCGGGGAAGGACGCAUUGGCUGCACACGUCGCGGAGGAACACCCGGCCAGCAUGACGACCACCGGUUCCGCCACUUCGACGACGCCGCUGGGCUGCAGCGACGAGGCGGAAGGGCUGAAGACGCACAUCUCGACGGCUCUUGGCGGUCUGCUGGACCGAGCCCUCAACAACCUAUUGGAGAGAGGACUCAGCCCAGGUGGCUCUGCCCACCUCCCCAGCCUCAACCAGCCGACGCUGAGCCUGCUGCAGAAGCUGACGGCACGCCGCCCCGCGACGUCGUCCGCGUCCGGGUCGUCGACGACGACCGGCCGACCGGCCCCCGUAUACAACACGGAGCUGGCCAAGGAGAUGCGACGGCAGAUUUCCAAGCCGCGCCCCGCGGGACUGGCGCUGCUGCGAGCGACCUCGAGUGCUGUCGGCAUGUCCGACUCGCAUCCCUACGUCUGCUUCUAUUGUGAGAGCCGGUUCGAGCAGCAGAGCACUCGCAACAGACACAUGGUGCGCACACACAAGAACGAGAUGAUCUGCUCCAAGUCGAAGCAGGCAGAGCCUGAGAAUGAUCCGGACGAUGCAUCUGGUGGUGAAGACUCUGACCACAGUUGGCGUGAACCGAGCCCCACCAACUGGACAUCUGAGACACCUGGUGGAGACAUGGGAGGUGAUGGUGAUUUCCUGUGUUCAGAUUGCGGCAUCAACUUCAGCACGCCACAGGAAGUACUGGCGCACCGCAAAGCGGAGCACAGCCGGCCCGAGCCCCCACCACAGGAGUCGUCGCCCGCACAGGGCAGGGGCCGUAAUGGCCGCGGCAGGGGAGGCGCCGCGUCGGGCCGGGCCGCGCCCGUGUCGCCACCCGACGGGGAGACUAUAAAGCGGCAGGCGAUGGCGGCACUGCGUGAACUGGGUGCGCAGAGCCGGCGGGGCGGGGGUCGCGGAGCCUCGCAGGCCAAGUGGGGCAUGCGGUUCCCACUGGCUCCGGCGUCUGGCACGGAGGGUGCCGUCAAGCUGGAGAAGGGGGCAGCCUUCAGCCUGCCACUGGUCCGCAAGGCGAGCGGCCCGGGCCCGAGAUUCGCCUCCCUGGAGAGAAAGCGCGGAAAGAAAGCGGGAGCCGGCAGCGGGGGUGACGAAGCGUCGCCCGGUCCGUCGCCGGCGCGGCUCGACGUGUACGAGUUCGCCGACGAGGAGACGCUGGCCGAGCGACCAGAGCUGCAGAGGCGGCCGGCGGGGGUGGGGGGGGCCGUCGUCGCCACUCCGGACACCCCCGCGGGUGCUACCUCUACAGCCGAGCUGGCCGAGGAGAAGGAGAACGGUGCGAAAACUGUCGAGCAGACCGCUACGUCGGAGCUCUCAAAAGAGGAGGCGGUUCCCCGAUCGGAGACGGCGGGAGGGGAUGCGGUCGAGGGUGACCAGCCCUCCACCGGGAGACCCCAGCGACGUGAGAGGCGGCGCAAGUCGUGCGCGGACUUCCCUUCGGACCUCAGUGACGUACUGGACGAGUCAGACAGUGACGGCGAGCCCCGGGCCACUCCGGUCGCCCGCGUCUCCGCCGCGCCCAGGGGAGGUAGGCGGCCGAGGCGGGGAGCCGGGAGGGGGGGCCCCGGGAGAGGCGGAGCUGGCUCGGCGAGGCGGCGCGGGAGGGGGCGCGGAGGCGGCGGCGGGAGGAGACCCGCGCACACGGCUCUCGCCGUCACCGGAGCAGCCCCGCCCGCACCGGUCGCCAUCUCGGCGAGCAGCGACGACGACGAGGGCGAAGGCCCGGCCCUCCCGCCGGCCAAGGUGCCGUGCAGGGCGACAACGCCCGACGACUCCAGCCAGAGCUCCUGCGACGUGAAAGGAGCAGUGGCCGGCCCCGUGGGUGCCGCGGCCAGGAGGCGCCGACGCCGUGCCAAGUCGGAUCUGCUCAUCUCGGUGUUCCGGGCCAAGGCCCGCCACGUGUCAGUUUCGGCAGCGGCUGGAGCCGACAGUUCGGAGGACGGCACUGCGUCCGGCGGUGUGGAGCCGCCCGUCUGAUAAGCGGCCACUGGGCGUAUCCCUCCUGCAUCCUCUUGUCAAAUCUAUGGCAGUGUAAACUGGCUUCCCUGCUGCAGCCCCAGUUGACGCCAGAUGCUGUCGACGUCGCUCUCGAGACACUCAGUGCUUCGAAGUGGUGACAUUUCUGUCAGAUGUUGAAACGCCGUAGUCCUUUUGUGAUAGUACGAUAUUGUGUUAUGGGUGGGGAGAGACAAUGAGAGUAUGUGGAUCUGCUCUCAAUUUGUGUACUAAAUUCUCUCGUGACCCUCAGUCUGCGUGUGACCGAGUAACAGUACAAUAACUUUUGACCAGCUCGCAUUGCGUCGGUGACACGGUAGACCUCGGCAGUACUCGCUGCUCGUAUAGUGUGGACGGUCGGGAUACCUAUUGCGGAGACAUACUCGAACCACUGCCAGUUUUUUUGUUGUAGUCAUCGUGUGCUCGUAAAUACUCUCGUAUCUCUUUUAGUAACUUUAUAGGUUCUCGACGGGACCUGUUUGUGCAUGGCAAAUUUCACACCCCUCUAUUUCGUGUCAGUUUAAAGUAUGCCACUUCUUCCCUGUGCAUCUCUGCAACCGAAUUAAAUUAAUUUUUCCAAAAGGGUUAAUGUAACAUAAAUUACUGCAUCCACUCAAAGUGUCUAUUGUAACUGACAGUAAAGGUAGGUGAAAUUUGUGUUCACAAGUGUGCCGUGCGAUCUUAGCGCUUGUUACAUUUUAGUGUCAAUUUGUUAUGUUGUUCACAGUUGCUCAGGUUCAGUUGACGGUGACAGUUCAGUGCGGUUCAAGAAAUUUUGGACUUUUGGAGAGGUAUUUCAGAAGUGAAAUGUGAGAGUGGUGCAGAUAUAGUGACUGGUUUUUUACCUUGUAUGUGGAAGAUGAGAGCAGAAUGUGUGGACCUGCUAUCGAAACUGCCAAUAUAGUGCCUUUUUUUCCCAGCUUCAGGUGGAAGCAAUUUCGUGUACACAUUAUAAUAGCAGAAACUGGUAUUGCGAUCGAUUUAUUGCUCGUGAAGUGUGUCUGAGUGUGUGAUGUGUGUCUCUCUGAAUAUUCCACAAAUUGAAAAUGUCCAGUUACGUGAUCUCUUAGUUUUUUUAGGGUUGUGCGUUGUUUGCAUGUUACAGGACGGUUCUUUUGUUUCGUACCGUAUCGGUUUGUGUUCGAGUGUAUUGUUUUGGUAUUGUUAUAUUUUUUACUUUAUUCUGUUCCUUGCAUGUGUUUCUCUGGGCACUGAGACGUGUGCACAAUCUUUCCUACCUUAUCUCCAGUCGUUUACUACACGAUAUAUUGAAUUGCCUGAAAAAAUUUCGUACUGCCGUUCGACAGAAUAUAGUGAAACUGCGGGUCUCUGUGGCUGUUCUUAACACUGAUAAAUUACGUGGGAGGCCCGAGAGAGAUCGUGUGCUGCUCCGGUUUGCACUUUAGGUAAUCGACUCUGCCUCAAAUUUGUCCGCCGCACACGUCAGUUGCCCGGGGUCGCAGGAAGCCGGCGGUUUCCGUCCCCGCCUGCCAGAUUUUUCAACUCGUGUAGUGGCUUUGCAUUGGUACUAGAAUGAUGUGUGGCAGCAAGGUACGUGCCAGAAUACUCUGUUGCCAGCUGUUGAAAAAUUGUGUCACGUGGCCCCUUUUACGUCGAGUCUGAUUAAUGUGGAAAGUGAAAUUGAUCCGAAUUGGUGGCACCACUUUCUGGCUGGGGGCGGAAUCUGCAGGGUUCUGGGGUGCUUUUUGUAGUCGUCCUUUGUGCUGAACAGCAUUCUCAAAUGAAGCCAAAUUCCUCUAUGUAAAAGAUGUCUAUAUGAUGUAUAUUUAGGUAUAUGUUAUAGAGUAAAAAGAUUUAGUACAAUUUAUACUAUUAUUCACUGAUGGAAUUUCAGUACAUUAUGUACAUAUAUAUAAAUACAUACAUAUAAAAGGAAAACAUAUAUAUAAUAUUGAAAAUUUGAAAUAAAUGACGGAGCCUAUAUAUAUACAUAUGUGUAAAUUAAUAAAGAGUGUUAGUGCAUCUUCCAGUUCUGUUUUUUAAUGAUAAAAGCCACCUCUCUUGUGUUCCUGCAAGUGUUAUGAAUAAAUAUAUAAUUAUAAAGUA
Schistocerca gregaria is the source of this 25379-nucleotide messenger RNA. RefSeq lists its product as uncharacterized. The transcript is spliced from 31 exons. Lineage: Eukaryota; Metazoa; Arthropoda; Insecta; Orthoptera; Acrididae. Gene Ontology annotation, cellular component: nucleus. Gene Ontology annotation, molecular function: DNA-binding transcription activator activity, RNA polymerase II-specific; RNA polymerase II cis-regulatory region sequence-specific DNA binding. Bases 90 to 23294 code for a protein of 7734 amino acids. The record is from RefSeq and is a predicted model, not a curated record. Gene Ontology annotation, biological process: regulation of transcription by RNA polymerase II.